This is a messenger RNA of Magnusiomyces paraingens, 480 nucleotides long. RefSeq lists its product as uncharacterized. Gene Ontology annotation, cellular component: mitochondrial outer membrane; peroxisomal membrane. Lineage: Eukaryota; Fungi; Ascomycota; Dipodascomycetes; Dipodascales; Dipodascaceae. The record is from RefSeq and is a predicted model, not a curated record. The transcript is spliced from 3 exons. Gene Ontology annotation, biological process: peroxisome fission; autophagy of mitochondrion; mitochondrial fission. Gene Ontology annotation, molecular function: protein binding. Bases 1 to 480 code for a protein of 159 amino acids.
AUGACUGAGAAAUUUGUACUUCCUGGUAUUCAAGAAAUUAAUACCCCCACCAGCCCCAUCUCUGUAGAAGAGCUUGAGAUUCUUCGCCACCAGUAUUACUCCGAGGGUCAGUUUGUGAGUUUACAAACACGCUUCAAUUACGCAUGGGGUCUUGUGCGUUCACAGACUGUUUCCGACCAGCAGUUCGGUGUUAAGUUACUUACUGAUCUCUUUAAAGAUUCCCCAGAACGUCGCCGUGAGGUCCUUUACUAUCUCUCAAUCGGUAACUACAAGCUCCAAGAGUAUUCUAAAGCCCGCAAGUACGCUGACAUUUUAUUGGAGAUUGAACCAGAUAACCGCCAAGCAGCUCAGCUUAGACAAGUCAUUGAAGAUAGACUUGCAAAGGAAGGUCUUAUUGGUGUCGCAAUCACAUCGGGUGUCAUUGCUGCUGCUGCUGCCGCAAUUACUUUCUUUGCAAAGUACCACAAUACUCGGCGAUGA